Molecule: messenger RNA, 5279 nt
Organism: Schistocerca serialis cubense
Lineage: Eukaryota; Metazoa; Arthropoda; Insecta; Orthoptera; Acrididae
Product: zinc finger protein 277
Exons: 9
Coding region: 96-1331 (411 amino acids)
Source: RefSeq, a predicted model, not a curated record
CUGGGGGUGGUUGUCAAUUAGCAGAGGAAAAGGUGUUGGUGGAAAGGGAAGGGGUGGAGUAGUUUUGAGGUUUAGGAAUAAAUAAUUUAAUACGUAUGGAGUUUACGGAGGAAGGUGAGCAGGGGAAAUUUUUUGGACCAUUAUCUUUCACGGAAGUGGACUUAGAACACUACAUUCAUACUUUAGAUGUGGAUGAGUUAUUGCCAUGUAUCCUGUGUGAAGAUAAAUUUGUUCUACCAAGUAAAAACAAAGAAUUUAUAGAACACUUAUAUGAUUGUCACAGAUUACUCAUAUCUGAUCUACACCACAUUGUGGAUUUGAAAAGUUACUUCAGAUACUGGAAAGACCGAUUUGCAUCUCUGCCUGUAACUGAUGUGUGUCAUGUGAUAGAACAACAGUUUUCGUCUCAUGGUUCUUAUGUAUUGGGAGCAUUUGUAGAGGAGGACAAAGCCUUGAGAGAGAAACUACAGCGUAAGCGGUUGGAAGCAGUUUUGGCGUGCCAAGACAGAGAAAGGCAAGAUAAAACAUUUUCAAGAGAAUGUUUACUAUGUAAAACGCACCUGACUGGCACAAGAGCAAAUUACUUUGAUCACCUGGCCACCAUUCAUAAUUUAAAAAUUGGACAUCCUGACAAUUUAGUAUUCACGGAUGAAUUAAUUGACAAAUUGCAAAAAACGCUAGAGAGGCUGCAGUGCUUGUACUGUGAAAAGUAUUUUAAAAAACGUGAAUCAUUAAAGGAGCAUAUGCGCAAAAAGCAACACAAAAGCAUAAACCCAGACAAUAAGUGUUAUGACAAAUUUUACGUUGUAAAUUACUUGGAACUUGGCAGGAAUUGGCGCGACAUACAGGCAGAAAAAGAUUCCUCCAGUAGUUACAGUGAGAGUGACAGUGAAGAAGAAAAAAUAGAAACUGAAAAGAUGGCUUCUGGAAUGCCAUUUGAUGCAACUGGUACUGUUACAUGCCUGUUUUGCAAUGAAAUAAGUGCAUCAUUUGAAGAUGCCUUAGAACAUAUGGAUUCAGCUCAUGAAUUUGAUUACAGUCAGAUUGUUGAAGACAACCACUUAUCAUUUUAUGAACAGGUAAAACUUGUCAACUACAUCAGACAUCAGAUGUAUGCCCUAAUAUGUAUGAAGUGCCAUAAACUCUUUCAAGAUCGUGGAGAUCUGUUAAACCAUAUGACCAAAGAAAGACAUUUUAUGCUUCCAAGGAAAGAAGUGUGGAACCAACCAGAGUAUUAUUUCCCAACCUACGAAAAUGACAAUUUCCUCUGCAAUCUCGAUGCUGAUGAAGGUAUUACUAAGAAAAUGAAAACGUGUUCUACUCAUGAUUGAACUGGAGGAUCCAAAAGAGGAUGCAUGCCAUUCCAGACACAUUCUUCACCUCACUCAAUAGUGGAAAAAUUGUUUGGGUUUCAUUUGUGUCUAUGCCCUGGGAGCUUUUUUAACAUGUUUUUUUAAAUAUUUUUUAUACUUUUUUUAAUAGUGAUGAAAUAUGUUCCAAGUAUCACAUACUUUCUAACUGCAGUACAUAGCAACCUUGUGAAAAAAAAUCAUUGUUAUAUAAUAUAACAAGCAUCCCUUUGUAAUGUAUUUAGAUAUUAAGGCCAUUAGCUAUCUCAUGAGUUGAUUUCACAAAUUUUAAUUUUUCAACAGAGUAUGAAGUUAAUACAAACAAGACGUGUUUUGUAAUUCACAUGGUAUAAAUUAUUUAAAUGUUUCAGAGUUAUUUUAGUUUCAUGUACUUUACCAUUCUUUUUUGUAUAUUUUAAUAAGCUGCUAACAUUCCAUCCUCUGUGAAACUGUAUCAAGGAAAGAAAGAAAAAGAAACAAUGGAUUUUAGACAUAUCCUUUCAUCUUGGAACAUGAUCUUUCAGUCUGCAUGUGGGACCAUAUGGGCACAUGGCAACUGAAAGGAAAAUCUUAUCCUAUGGCGGAAACAGAUGAACUGGAUUAAGACUUUGGAAAGCUUUUAUUUUUUUGUAGGGGUGUUUGAUAUUGAAAGUGUUCUAUCGAGUAUUCUGAAGACUAUGAGAAAGUUUUUUUACAACAUAAAAAUACUUUAGGAUUAAUGGAGAUCAUGCAUCAAUAAGCAGAAGUGCUGAGUUGUCAGUAGGCACACACAAAAGGAAGAGAACUUGUAGCUUUGCUUUUGGAGUUACCCUUUGACAACAGGAGAUGACAACAGGAGACACACACACACACACACACACACACACACACACACACACACACACACACACCUCCCUAAAUGGUACCAGCUAGACUGACAGUCCCAAUGCUGUUUUGUGGGAGGUGGACUGGUCUGUGUGGGGUUAUUGUCAGGUGGGGUGGCUAGAGGGAAAGAGCAACCCUCUCCCUCUAUGCACCCCACCCCACCCACUUCUGCAUCUUAGUGAGUGAUCUCCUUUAAUCCCAAAGUAUUCAAAUUCUACAAAAACUUCCCUACCAAAUUUUUACAGUGUGUGCAAUUUAAUCUCUCUUUCAUAAGAGUGUCUCAAAAUACAAUAAAUUUUGUAUUUGCUAGACACUGUUGUACCUGUGGCAAUUGGUCUACAACAUAAGUAAUGAAAUUAUCACUGAGAUGACAUGGGGCCGAAAACAGCCAGUAAAAAAAGAAAAAAAAAUCCUACCCUAUGACAGAAAUAGUUGAAUUCAAUUCAGAUUUUUGAAAGGUUUUCUUCUUUUGUAAAAGUGUUUGAUAUUGAAAGUGCUCUAUCCAGUAUUCUGAAGACUGUGAGAAACAAUUUCACAAUGUACAAAUACUAUGGUAUCAAAGGAGACCAUUCAACAAAAAGCAGAAGCGUUGAGCUGUCAAUAGACACACACAAAAGGAAGAAAUCUUCUAGCUUUUGGAGUUAUCCUUUGACAGCCUAAAGGAAAAUAUGCACACACUCCUACACACGCCUACACUCCUAAAUGGUGCUGGUUAGAGUGACAGUGCCAAUGCUAUUUUGCGGCAGGUGGAUUGGUUGUGGUGGGCGGUAGUGUCAGGUGGGGUGGGUAGAAGGAGAGUGUGUCCCGCCUCCCUCUCCCUCUACGGAACCCACCCCACUGCAUCUGCUUUUUGGUGAGUGGUCUCCUUUAAUCCUAAAGUAUUUAAUUUCUACAAGAACUUUCCUACCAAAUUUUUACAAUGUGUGCAAUUUAAUCUCUCUUUCAUAAGAAUGUCUCAAAAUACAAUAAAUUUUGUAUUUGCUAGACACUGUUGUACCUGUGGCAAUUGGUCUAGAACGUAAGUAAUGAAAUUAUCACUGAGAUGACAUGGGGCCGAAAACAGCCAGUAAAAAAAGAAAAAAAUCCUACCCUAUGACGGAAAUAGUUGAAUUCAAUUCAGAUUUUUGAAAGGUUUUAUUCUUUUGUAGAAGUGUUUGAUAUUGAAAGUGCUCCAUCCAAUAUUCUGGAGACUGUGAGAAACAGUUUCACAAUGUAGAAAUACUAUGGGAUGAAAGGAGACCAUGAAGUGUUGAGCUGUCAAUAGACACACACAAAAGGAAGAAAACUUCUAGCUUUUGGAGUUAUCCUUUGACAGCCUAAAGGAAAAUACGCACACAUGCCUACAGUCCUAAAUGGUGCCAGUUAGAGUGACAGUGCCAAUGCUCUUUUGUGGCAGGUGGACUGGUUGUGUUGGGCAGUAGUGUCAGGUGGGGUGGGUAGAAGGAGAGUGUGUCCCGCCUCCCUCUCCCUCUACGGAACCCACCCCACUGCUUCUGCUUUUUGGUGAGUAGUCUCCUUUAAUCCUAAAGUAUUCAAAUUCUACAAAAACUUUCCUACAAAAUUUUUACAAUGUGUGCAAUUUAAUCUCUUUCAUAAGAGUGUCUCAAAAUACAAUAAAUUUUGUAUUUGCUAGACACUGUUGUACCUGUGGCAAUUGGUCUACAACAUAAGUAAUGAAAUUAUCACUGAGAUGACAUGGGGCCGAAAACAGCCAGUAAAAAAAGAAAAAAAAAUCCUACCCUAUGACGGAAAUAGUUGAAUUCAAUUCAGAUUUUUGAAAGGUUUUAUUCUUUUGUAGAAGUCUUUGAUAUUGAAAGUGCUCUAUCCAGUAUUCUGAAGACUGUGAGAAACAAUUUCACAACGUGCAAAUACUAUGGGAUGAAAGGAGACCAUUCAACAAAAAGCUGUCAAUAGACACACACAAAAGGAAGAAAACUUUUAGCUUCUGGUGUUAUCCUUUGACAGCCUAAAGAAAAAUACACACACACACACACACACACACACACACACACACACCUACACUCUUGAAUGGUGCCGGUUAGAGUGACAGUGUCAGUGCUAUUUUGCGGCAGGUGGACUGGUUGUGGUGGGCGGUAGUGUCAGGUGGGGUGGGUAGAAGGAGAGUGUGUCCCACCUACCUCUCCCUCUACAGAACCCACCCCACUGCUUCUACUUUUUGGUGAGUGGUCUCCUUUAAUCGCAAAGUAUUUACAUAGUUCGAAUGAGAUGCACUCCCACUUCCAUUGCCAUGCCAGUUCAUGUACCUGCAUCAUCUCCCCACCCCCCCUCUCAAUCCCUCACUCCCCCCCCCCCCUCCUCUCUCUCUCUCUCUCUCUCUCUCUCUCUCUCUCUCUCUCUCUCUCUCUCCAACACACUUUCUAUUGUCUCCUAAUUUAGUUUUAAGCCUUUUGUUUUAUGCAGCGAUAUUGCUGCCAAAGUCAUUGUACAAAUAUGUAUUGCUUUAAUUUUGUUACGUUUACAUCGUUCCAGUUUUGUAAUGGUGUCAGUGAUUGUGAAUAACUGUUCCGAAUCUCUCAUUACUUAGACAAAACAUAAACAUAACAUCAGCUGUGUUGCUCUGAAAGUGAUAAAAGUACAGUCUUGAACUAUGUGAUAGGUAUGCUGGAAAUUUGUGCUUCAAAACUUUGAGGAGAUAUUUAUCCCAACAUAAGCAAAUCAGUAGUAUUAAGUGGCAAGUACUUUCUGACACAGCCUUUUGUGUUUUCAAAGACAGUAAGUUGUGCAGAAUGGCAAUUUUGAAAUUUCAGUACCAGAAAGUCUCUUUUUGUCAAAUUAUAAGUAGAUAGUUACAUAUAUGUUGUUUUGACUUGUAUUCCCGCACAAAAUACUUGUUGGAAGACUAUUGCCUACUGCCAUCUUUUUCCUUUCCAUGGACAAACCAUUUUCACGGCUGUUACAAUAAAGCUUUAAUGUAAAGCACUGUGGAGCAUAUAUUUUAGUGUUAAUGUAAUUAUGAAAAUUUAUGUAAAAAUAUUUUUCUGUCAUUAAUUUUCACAAGCCUGUAUGUCCAGUGAAGUAAAGAAUAAAUGUUUUGUGUGGAUGAUA